AACAGAUAUAUCCAGGAACCAUGUAUAAUGGACGGACAGCGACAUCUCGAUGCUGUGGACCCUGAGAAAGGAGAAGCUGUAUCUGCCCAAAAUGCCGCUCCCACACUUGAGCUGGGCCUUAGUUUGACGGCAUUGUGGGUAGGAUACUAUCGCAUGCGGGAGGUCGAACAGAAAACCCCUCUUUUCUAUGACCCUGUGGCAAAAGCAAUAAUGGGAGAAGAUGAUGCGCGGUGGGCUUUCCAACGUAUGCAAGAGACGCUUGAGGAUAGUUGGCUUAUGAGCAAGGCUGCAUAUGCUCGCAGCGAGGCGAACUUUUUUCCUGUGCGCACUCGAUUCAUCGAUGACCACAUAGGGCGGUCGCUUGAAGCCCAGAUCCUUUGCGCGCAAAGUACUUCCGGCGGGAAACCGCCCCGGCAAUUGCAGGUUGUAGACAUGGCCUGUGGGUUCGACGGCAGGGCAUUCCGGCUCGACUUUCCCACCAAUACCCUCUUUUUUGAAGUGGAUCGGGAAGAGGUGAUGGCUCUCAAAAAAAACCGACUCUCUCAAAUAAGACCGCCCGACCUCACCUGCGCUCGACGUGUCUGCAUAUCUGCUGAUAUUAUCACAGACAAAUGGGAGACAGCGCUGUUCGACAAUGGUUUUGAUCCCGCUUUGCCCACCGUAUGGAUCAUGGAAGGCAUUCUGACGUAUCUUCCCUUGCCUGUAGCCAAGGCACUCUUGGCACGGGUGCGUGCCAUCUCGGCACCGGGCUCUUCAUUGGUAUGCGAUGUGGUGAAUGCCGCAAUCAAAUACGCUACACCCAUGAAAAAAAGGAUGAGGUUCUUGCGUGACGAAGGGGCUGAGUACAACCUCUUCAUCUCAGAUCCUAUUGCCUUUUGGACCAACGCCGGCUUCUCCCAGAUUCGCUAUCAUUUCCCUGGCGACAACGAUGCCAGCUAUGGUCGUAUACCUCCCCAUCCCUUCUUGCAGGUUAUGCGGAUCGUCAUUCGUUUUGUAAUUGCUGUGCUAUAUCUUGGUGCAGGAUUCUUAAGCGGCUUCUUCUUACCGAUUUGGGCGGGGAUAAUAGUCCUUGUUGGAAGCAUCGUCCUGUGCGAGGGUUGGGCGUUGCUUUUUCAAGAGUGGUUGGCACGGCGGCUGACCCUCUUCUUUUUUCCAUUGGCUUAUUUCACUGAAGUUUUUGUAUAAGCGACUUUGCC
This is a messenger RNA of Nannochloropsis gaditana CCMP526, 1196 nucleotides long. RefSeq names its product methyltransferase. The transcript has a single exon. Gene Ontology annotation, biological process: methylation. The annotation marks the transcript as partial. The record is from RefSeq and is a predicted model, not a curated record. Gene Ontology annotation, molecular function: methyltransferase activity.